Molecule: messenger RNA, 1022 nt
Organism: Otolemur garnettii (small-eared galago)
Lineage: Eukaryota; Metazoa; Chordata; Mammalia; Primates; Galagidae
Gene: CSN1S1
Product: casein alpha s1
Exons: 20
Coding region: 68-742 (224 amino acids)
Biological process (GO): response to dehydroepiandrosterone; response to 11-deoxycorticosterone; response to progesterone
Cellular component (GO): extracellular region
Source: RefSeq, a predicted model, not a curated record
CGCCCAUCACCUUGGUCAUCAACCCAGCUUGCUCCUUUCCAGUCUUGGGUCUAAGACCUUGACAACCAUGAAGCUUCUCAUACUUACCUGCCUUGUGGCUGUUGCUCUUGCCAGACCUAAAAGUCCUGUUAGACCCCGAGAAAUCAUUCAAAAUCAACCAGAUAACCAUGAGCAGGAAAUCCUGAAACAAAGAAAUUUUCUCAGGCUUGAUGUGGCUACACCAGUUGAACUUACACAGGAAUACUUCAAUCAACUGAACAGGCAGAGAGAACUUCUGAGACAAAAAGAGAGUGAAGAAAUCCAGGAAACUAGGAAUGAAGCAACUGAGGAGCGCAUGACGGCAGAGACCGAGAGGGAUUCCAGCAUCAGCUCAUCAAGUGAGGAAGUUGCUCCCAAUGCCAUCACUGAGGAACAGGUUAAGAGAAUGAGCAAGUACAACCAAGUCCAGCAGGAACAGGUUCAAAGGAUGAACAAGUACAACCAAGUCCUGCAGGAGCAGCUUCGCAGAAUGAAUGAAUACAACCCCAUCCAGAGAGAGCCCCUAAGAGUGGUGAAUCAGGAGCAGGUCCCAGUCUACGUUGAGCUUAUCCCACAAAUCAACCCGCUGAAUGCCUACCCUUAUCCCGCAUGGUAUUACCCCCCACAGUACAUGGCAAAUCUUCCCCUCCUGCCAUUCCAAGACUUCUCAAGGCCCACCGCCUCCGAGAACGUGGAAACAACUGACGUCAGGCUGCAGUUGUGAAGAAUUAAGUCAAUUCUCAAGAACUCCACAAUUAUGGCCUCUGAUGUGACUGAAAAUUCCAUUCUCUGAAUUCUACUUCCUGCUUCUCAUGGAAAACCAUCCUGUCCGAAGGGUUUGGCUGUUUCUUAAAAGAGGAAAACCCUGUUUUCAGUACAGCCUUUCUUCUUGGGUUAUCUGCUGUAUUUUAGAUGGUGCAUCAUCUUUUUCUUUAACUAAAUCUUUCUGGAGAGUUUCUUGUUCUAAGUCCCAGUUAUGUUAUGCCAGCAUGGAGGGCUCUUAA